Messenger RNA from Chaetomium fimeti, 2712 nucleotides. RefSeq names its product fungal-specific transcription factor domain-containing protein. The transcript has 5 exons. Bases 1 to 2712 code for a protein of 903 amino acids. Gene Ontology annotation, molecular function: zinc ion binding; DNA binding; DNA-binding transcription factor activity, RNA polymerase II-specific. NCBI's taxonomy places the organism in Eukaryota, Fungi, Ascomycota, Sordariomycetes, Sordariales, Chaetomiaceae. The record is from RefSeq and is a predicted model, not a curated record. Gene Ontology annotation, biological process: DNA-templated transcription; regulation of DNA-templated transcription.
AUGGAUCCGGAGUCGAGCCCCCCUACCGAGGCCACGCCGCCGAAGCAGUCGUCGACAUCGCCAUCACAGCAUUCGGCCGUCCCAUCCACAGCGGCGGGUACGACGACGACCACAACCACAGCGGGGCAGCUGAGUUUCCGAAGGCAACGAGCCUCAAGAGCGUGCGAGACAUGCCAUGCCCGCAAAGUCCGCUGCGAUGCCGCGAAUCUCGGCGUCCCCUGUACCAAUUGUGUCGCCUUUCAGAUCGAAUGUCGCAUCCCGCAGCCGAAACGAAAGAAGGCCCAGGCCAAUGCCUCGCAGUCCAGGGACUCAGACAGCGAACGAGGAGAGGAAGACAGAUCACCGCUUCCGCCUGGCACGGCCACGUUCCCGAGCGGGACCCGACCUCCAGCCGUCUAUCACACCCACGAGGGCACCCCUUCGACCGCCGGCAUAGAGGUUGAACAACAGAAAAAGGAGGAGUUUGAUAAGGCCACGCUCGCCAGCUACAUGGACCUCGUCAUGAAGCCCAAGUUCACAAGGGCACCCAUUACCGAGGCUGGAAGAGUCGCCUACUUGGGCGAGUCCUCCAAUCUAACCCUCUUAGUUCAUGACCGCCAGAACGAAGGGGAUGUGGUCCACUACCCGCUACCGGAAAACAUCAGGGGCUCAAGAGCGCGCUUGACUGAGUUGGACAAUGUCGAGAUCGAUAUUUUACACCACCGAGGCGCCUUUCUUCUUCCACCGCGGCUCCUUUGUGACGAGCUGAUCGACUCAUAUUUCAAAUGGAUACAUCCCAUCGUCCCGGUGAUCAACAAGACGAAAUUUAUGCGGCGUUACAGGGACCCGAAGAACCCCCCUUCGCUCCUCUUGCUCCAGGCUAUGAUGCUCGCCGGGUCGCGCGUCUGCACUAACCAGCAACUGAUGGAUGCGAACGGCUCAUCGACCCCGGCCGCCCUAACCUUCUACAAAAGAGCCAAGGCCCUAUACGACGCCAAUUAUGAGGACGAUCGGGUCACCAUAGUUCAGUCCCUUUUGCUCAUGGGUUGGUAUUGGGAGGGGCCUGAGGAUGUCACCAAGAACGUCUUCUACUGGACUCGGGUGGCGACAAUCGUUGCGCAAGGCUCGGGCAUGCAUCGCAGCGUCGAGGGGUCACAGCUUAGCAAGUCGGACAAGAGGCUAUGGAAGCGGAUUUGGUGGACUCUUUUCACGAGGGACCGGUCCGUCGCUGUCGCCCUGGGGCGGCCUUGCCAUAUCAACCUAGACGACUCGGACGUUGAGAUGUUGACCGAGGACGACUUCGUGGAGGACGAGCCGGAAGGAAAAAGCGAGUACCCGCCGGAUCCGAUUCACGUGCAGUUCUUCCUACAGUACGUCAAGCUUUGCGAGAUCAUGGGCCUCGUGCUCUCGCAGCAAUAUUCAGUCGCCGCAAAGGGGCGCAGACACAAUCCCAUCGACCUAACCCACAGCGAUAUGGCGCUUGCCGACUGGCUGCAGAAUUGCCCCAAGUUGGUAUAUUGGGAGGUGCCGAGGCACCACUUCUGGUCCGCCUUGCUCCAUUCAAACUACUACACCACCCUCUGCCUGCUUCAUCGGGCGCACAUGCCGCCGAGUGGCUCCCAGAGGUAUGGGGACGAUCACUAUCCGUCUCGAAACAUCGCCUUCCAAGCCGCCGGCAUGAUCACCUCCAUCAUCGAAAAUCUUUCCACUCGCCAGGAGCUUCGAUAUUGCCCAGCCUUUGUCGUGUAUAGCUUGUUUUCGGCCCUCAUCAUGCACGUCUAUCAAAUGAGAUCGCCGGUGCCAACUAUUCAACAAGUCACACAGGACCGGAUACGGACAUGCAUGAGCGCCCUGAAGGACGUGUCCAGAGUAUGGCUCGUGGGGAAGAUGGUCCAUACGCUUUUCGAGUCUAUUCUCGGGAACAAGGUGCUCGAGGAAAGGCUCCAGAAAGCCGCCGGGAAACGGCACCGCAAGGCACAGCAAAGCCUUUCCCAACUGGAGCAGCAUCGUUACGCUCAGGAGCAGAAGCGCAAGUACGACGAGAUGGCGAUCGACUUCAGCGUGAGCACACCCCAGCCGCAAGAAUCAUAUGAGCGCUCAAGACCACAGACACCAAGCAUGGCCUCCAAGAACGAACCGCCGGUUGGAGCGAUGCCGCCCCCCAACCACACAUCGCCGCACCCCCCGCGUAACAACGGCGACGCUUUCAUGGGAGGGACAGCCUCACGGCCGCAGACACGGCCGGCAACCCCUUUCAACCCGUCCUUCUCGGUACCAGGCACUCCUCCCGAUCUCUAUCUCGUCACGAGGAAUUCGCCGAACUUGUCACAGGCCGUUUGGGAGAACUUCCAGCCGGACCAGCUGUUCCCAGAGAGUGCUCACGCUCCACUAUUCCAACCGAUAUCACCUCAGCAAGCACAGCAGAACCUCGAUCAGCAGAUGAUGGCGCAGAUGCAAAAUCAGAACAUGCAAGGGCAGCCGAUGGACGGCAGUGGCCAAAACAUAUUUGGCCCGGCCUUACCUAAGCGGGGGAUGGACGCGAGCCCGAUGCAACAGAAUCCGAUGGUGCAGCAGGGCAUGGCUGGUUCUUUCCAGGGCCAGCAGAACCCAAACAUGUGGCAUGGGUUUGAGGUGCCCAUGGUCGACGGGCAGAGCCCGAGCGAUAGUUGGAGCACGGGCUCCGUGCACGGCCAGCCACCCGUGCCGGCGACCCUUAAUGUGGAAGACUGGUGA